Molecule: messenger RNA, 1174 nt
Organism: Populus nigra (black poplar)
Lineage: Eukaryota; Viridiplantae; Streptophyta; Magnoliopsida; Malpighiales; Salicaceae
Product: zinc finger A20 and AN1 domain-containing stress-associated protein 5-like
Exons: 1
Coding region: 157-696 (179 amino acids)
Biological process (GO): protein ubiquitination
Molecular function (GO): ubiquitin-protein transferase activity; DNA binding; zinc ion binding
Source: RefSeq, a predicted model, not a curated record
UUCAAAUCCCCCCCCCCCCCCAUCUCUCUCUUCAGUAGCACCAAACCCCAACCCUUCUCUCUUCUCUCUCUCUCAGAACUAAAACAAGAAACCCUCACAACAACUCAAGAAUUCUUCGAUUCCGAAUUCUUGAAAAGCAAAAAAUAUCAUCAAGAAAUGGCUCAAAGAGCAGAGAAAGAAGAGACCGAGUUCAAGGUACCAGAAACCUUGACUUCAUGUAUCAAUAAUUGUGGAGUUACGGGUAAUCCUGCAACUAACAACAUGUGUCAGAAAUGUUUCAACGCUAGCACCAGCACGUCUAAUUCUUCUUCCUCUUCCACCGCCACUAGCAUGACGUUUGCAGCAACAGCCACCAGCGUAUCUAACAACGAGAUCUUAAAAUUCACCGGCGAGAAGUCGGCGAGAUCCAGCAUAUCUCGUUCGCUGGUGAAAGAUCCACAAAAGUCACCUGAAACAGCAUCGGAUAAAGAAAGAUCCUGUGCCUAUCAUGUGGCGAAGAAAGAGGUGAACAGGUGCUCAGGGUGCCGAAGAAGAGUGGGAUUGACUGGAUUCCGGUGUCGGUGUGGGGAGCUGUUUUGCUGGGAGCAUCGGUACUCAGAUCGACAUGAUUGUAGCUACGAUUACAAAACUGCAGGUCGCGAAGCUAUCGCGAGAGAGAAUCCUGUUGUUAAAGCUGCCAAGAUUGUUAGAGUUUGAAUCAAGAAAGAAGACGUACAUUUCAGGGUGAUCGAUUCUCUCGAUACAAACCGAAGAGAUCUCGACCGAGUACGUUCUACCAAGAGAUAUCGUUGAAUCAUCAUGGGUUUCAAGAUUAUCAAGAAGUUUAAACACCGAGAUCAAGAUCAAAUUCUUCGUGUUGUUGGAUCAAUCUAUAGAUUUUCAUUCACUUUUUUUUUACUUUUUUUUAGAAAUUAAAGAUUAAUAUUAUUAAUAUUAUGAUGCUUAUUAUUGUGCUUGAUGUUUUUGUUUUUGUUAGAGCUUGGAUUGGUCAUGAUUGUUUCUGGAAAGUUGAUGAUGGCAAUGUCAUGUGAAUGUAAAUUGGGAUGAAAACGUGAGGGCUUUUAUGUCAAUUUAUUUUACAUGUGGACUUGGAAUUUUCAGCUGUGAGGUUUGGAAAGUUCCGGGGCCCGCAUGUGAUGCUGUGUUCUUUUAAUAUAUCGUGAGAUUUUAAUAA